UGCUGUGACCAGAUGAAUAAAUUAGCAGCGUGGCGUGACAAUCUUGAGAGUUCGCACGGUUAAUGCGCAUGCGCAAUUGGCGAUAAGGAGCACUUGGUGUGAAUAAGUUGGGAGAAAUCACAUAGUGCUCAAACUCAGUGAUGAAACAUGACAGAGGAAGGUGACCGAGCCAGAGAAGGCCAUUCACACAGCAAGAAGAGAUCAGCUGAGACAGGUGACCCCAGGGUUAGGAAGAAAGCAAAAUCAGGAUCCAAGGAAAAACAUGAAGUAGAUGGAAAGCACCACAGAUCAUCUGCAAAGAACUCGCAUUCGGGAUCUGGACGCAAGCCUCUGCAGGAGUCUAAGAUCACAAGCUCUAAAAAAUUGAAGUCUGAUGCUGGGACCAGUGGAUCUGAAGCUGAGGCCAUUAAGUUGGAUUCAUAUGAAGACUUGGAAAAGAGAGUGGAUGGAAACAAUAACUUGGAGAAAAUAAUGCGACCACAAGGAACAGAAAAUGAAGGAUGUGAAUUAGAUUUUUUACCUGUGGAAGCUAAGAAUUGCAAGUUGAGCAAUAACGGCAAUCAAAGCAGCCACAGUCACAAGGAUCGCCACAAGAUUACAGACGACAAAGAUCUUAAACCCCAAGGAAGCAGAUCAGAAAAGGAUUGGAAAAAGAAAGACAGUAACGGUUCGACUGAUGUUAACUGUAAUAAAAUUCAUGCAAAAGUGAAGCAGACUGAUAACAGCCACACAUCUCCGACAGCUUUAAAAGAAGACGACGUUGGAGUGCAAAUCUAUGAUCCCAUCUCUGGCUGUACACAAGCCUGUGUGCCUGAUGAGAAUGAUCUAGAGGUGAGAAAAGAGAAAUCCAAGGCUGAAAAGAAGAGGGACAAAGAGUGCACUGUCAAUACUACAAAAGAUAAAACACAAGGCCAGAAGAAAAAAAGGAGCUCUCACAGCACAGAACAUAAUGAACCAAAGAAAAAUAAAAAGCCCAAGAGGGAAGAGAAGGGCAAGAAAGACCAUAAAGAAAAAGAAGCAAAAAAAGCUGAAGAUGAAGCUGGUAAAUGGAAAUGGUGGGAGGAAGGGAAGCAUGCUGAUGGUCAGAAAUGGAAAAGUCUUGAGCAUAAAGGGCCUCUCUUCCCACCAGAAUAUGAACCUUUACCAAGCAAUGUGCCAUUUUUAUAUGAUGGAAAACCUUUGCAGCUUAGCCUGGUUGCUGAAGAAGUAGCAACUUUCUAUGCCAAGAUGCUGGAUCAUGAGUACACCGCCAAGGAGACUUUUCAAUCUAAUUUCUUCACUGACUGGAGGGAGGUAAUGACAGAAGAUGAGAGGAAACAAAUCAAGAAGCUGUCCAAGUGUGACUUCGGCAAAAUACAUCAAUACUUUUUGGAAAAGGCAGAAGAGAAGAAGAACAUGACCAAAGAAGAAAAACAGGUUUUAAAGGAGGAAGCCAAUAAACUAACAGAGGAGUAUGGCUACUGUCUGCUGGAUGGACAUAAGGAGAAAAUAGGAAAUUUUCGUCUGGAGCCUCCAGGGCUGUUUAGAGGACGAGGAGAGCACCCUAAAAUGGGCAAACUGAAGAAACGUGUCCAGCCUGAAGAUGUGAUUAUUAACUGCAGUCAAGACGUGAAGGUCCCAGAGCCACCUGCAGGCCAUCGGUGGAAGAGAGUUCAGCAUGAUAAUGCGGUCACAUGGCUAGCAUCCUGGGUGGAGAACAUCCAUGGACACAUCAAGUACAUCAUGCUCAACCCCAGCUCCAAACUGAAGGGUGAGAAGGACUGGCAGAAGUAUGAAACUGCCCGUAAGCUGAAACUGAGAGUGGAUGCUAUCAGGCGUGAGUACCGACUGGCCUGGACUGCUCGAGAGAUGAAACAGAGACAACGAGGUGUCGCUUUAUACUUCAUUGACAAGCUAGCUCUGAGGGCUGGUAAUGAGAAGGACGAUGAUACUGCAGACACGGUAGGUUGCUGCUCUCUGCGUGUAGAGCACAUUACCCUCCACGAGCAUCAGGAUGGUCAGGACUACGUAGUGGAGUUUGAUUUCCUGGGCAAGGACUCUAUUCGCUACUACAACAAAGUGCCUGUUGAAAAAAAAGUUUUCAAAAACUUGAAACUUUUUAUGGAAAACAAGAAUCCAGAAGAUGACUUGUUCGACAGAAUUUCUGUAAGCCUCGUGCUUCACUUUUGUUUCAUGUCCACCUCAUUGCAGACCGUCUACCUCAAUAAAAAGCUGAACGAAGCAAUGCCUGGACUGACAGCCAAAGUGUUUCGAACUUUCAAUGCUUCCACCACUCUGCAGGAACAGCUGGAUAAACUCACCACAGACAAUAUGACCGUGGAAGAAAAGCUACUGGCAUAUAACCGAGCAAACAGGGCUGUGGCUAUACUUUGUAACCACCAGAGGGCAGCACCCAAAACAUUUGAGAAGUCCAUGCUGGCUCUUCAGGAGAAGAUCAAAAAGAAAAAGGAGGAAGUGGAGAAAGCUAAAAUGGAACUAAAGCAAGCAAAGAAAGAUCACAGGGAGCAACCGUCGGAGAAGUCAAAGAAGCUGGUGGAGAAAAAGGAAAAAGCUUUGAAGAGACUUUCAGAACAGUUAAAGAAGCUCAAGCUGCAGGAGACGGACCGAGAGGAGAACAAGGUCAUCGCUCUGGGCACUUCUAAGCUCAACUACCUCGACCCCCGCAUCACUGUGGCCUGGUGUAAGAAGAACGGCGUUCCUGUGGAGAAGAUCUACAACAAGACUCACAGGGCGAAGUUUGCCUGGGCAAUUGACAUGGCUGAUGAAAACUUCCAGUUCUAACACUUUUUGUUUCUUUGUUCAUUUGUUUUUCCUUCUCAUUUCCAGUCUUUCAUUUUCUUUUCCUUUUUUUUUUUGACCAUAUUGAAUAGCUACUAUUCAUUUUUCUGUGAUGCGUCUUCUUUUUUGACAGCCUUGGUUAAAAAGACUCUUGUGAGAUGUCUCUUGCGGAUUUAUUUGUGUAGUAAAAUGUGAAUACAAAGCUGAAGGUCAUACUUUGGUUUCUUUGCUUCUGAAUGAAAAGGUGUGUGGCUCAUGGAUCCUCUAUUUUCAGCAGCGCAGAGAGGCUAUUUGUGAGGAGGGGAAAAAACAAACCUUGCCCUACAGUAACACUGACAACAUUUGUGCUUAAAAGCUGUCCAAACAUUGGAAUACAACACCAAGCCUUUUAAAUGGUUUGCAAAGAAAAUGUUUCCAAGUAUAGACAAGCUUGCAAGCACAAGUUCAGUAUAUUCCUCUGCUUAGACUAGAAGCAAUAAUAGCAUUUUAGAUGUGAGUGGUAAGGGGAUGUAAGCUGAAAUUAUUCCUUUUAUUAUGCAAACUGUAACACAUAUAGUGACUACAGAUUGAGUGUCAGGUUCACAUGUAUAAUCUGUGUGAUGUCCGUAAUCGUUGCAGUGUAAGUCUCAGACAAAUCCUGCCUUUUCAUAUGUCCCAUGAUUUAUUCAACAGGGUGUCCAAUAUUGGACAUGGGGAGAACAAAUGUUCAACAAAUGUCAAUCUGAAUAUGUUGAGCAAAAUCUGCCAAAACAUGACACAGUGGCUGCAUAGGGAUUAAGGUGAAUGUGUAGAACAUGUUAUAAAUAAUAAAUAUCAUUGGUUCCUGACUCACACACACUGUAUAUGACCAUUAAUUAUUGAAAGCACUGAAUGAAAAUAUUUAAUUUAAAAAGGAAAACGAAUAAUAAAAAUAUCAAUCAGGGAUUUUUUUAGGUGUCGAAACUAAAUAAAGCAGUGUUAACAGUUAAUGAUUGUGAUUAUAGUUAUCUUUCUGCCCUUAUUGCAAAUAAUUAGAAAACUCGGGUUAA
Messenger RNA from Tachysurus vachellii, 3806 nucleotides. RefSeq names its product DNA topoisomerase I mitochondrial (gene top1mt). The record is from RefSeq and is a predicted model, not a curated record. The coding region runs from base 148 to 2781 and encodes 877 amino acids. Gene Ontology annotation, cellular component: chromosome; nucleolus. Gene Ontology annotation, biological process: chromosome segregation; DNA topological change; DNA replication. Gene Ontology annotation, molecular function: DNA topoisomerase type I (single strand cut, ATP-independent) activity; DNA binding. The transcript is spliced from 24 exons. Lineage: Eukaryota; Metazoa; Chordata; Actinopteri; Siluriformes; Bagridae.